This is a messenger RNA of Tricharina praecox, 1650 nucleotides long. RefSeq names its product uridine kinase family-domain-containing protein. The record is from RefSeq and is a predicted model, not a curated record. The coding region runs from base 185 to 1522 and encodes 445 amino acids. Gene Ontology annotation, molecular function: ATP binding; kinase activity. Gene Ontology annotation, cellular component: cytoplasm. The transcript is spliced from 10 exons. Lineage: Eukaryota; Fungi; Ascomycota; Pezizomycetes; Pezizales; Pyronemataceae.
GAGGGACUCGGUGCUCGUCAGGUAACAGCAUGCAGAUACAUGUACCCUCGUGGCCGCCUGCCGCAUAACUCACCUUAACUAUCACCCCUCCACAACUCGUGUCGUCGAGUACUUGUGCUUCUAGGCGCAAGUAGAAGUUCUCCAGAGCUUCCAUAUCCGUCACCGGCUUCCAGUCAGGAACAAGAUGUCGCCUACGGCACCUGUACACUACAGUCCUCCAUGGGCCAACACGCAUAUCAUCGGCAUCGCCGGCUCUAGUGGCUCUGGAAAGACAUCUCUGGCAGUCAAGAUUGUUGCAGCGCUCAACCUGCCGUGGGUUGUGAUUUUAUCUAUGGAUUCCUUCUAUAAAACUUUGACGCCCGAACAAUCGAAGCUGGCUUUUGCGAACGAAUAUGACUUCGAUGCUCCUAGUUCCAUAGACUUCGAUAUUUUGGUCGAGAAGUUACGGGAUCUGAAGCAAGGGAGGAAGGCGGAGAUUCCGGUGUAUUCCUUUGAGAAGCAUCAGCGGCAGCCACAGACGACGACUAUCUACUCGUGCCACGUAUUGGUCCUUGAAGGCAUAUUUGCACUCUACGAUCAACGGGUUUUGGAUUUGCUAGAUAUGAAGAUCUAUGUCGACACUGAUGCGGACGUCUGUCUGGCACGAAGGCUGGCCCGUGAUAUCAAGUACCGUGGGCGAGAACUGCAGGGCGCAAUCAAGCAAUGGAUGACUUUCGUCAAGCCAAACUAUGAGCUAUAUGUCGAGCCACAGCAGAGGAACGCCGAUAUAAUGGUACCAAGAGGCAUAGAGAACACCACCGCCAUACAGAUGAUCGUACGCCACAUCCAACGGGCUCUCCUCAAGAAAUCUGACGAGCACAUCGCCUCCCUCCGCAAACUGAACCAAGGCUUCGAGGCCGAGGAGCCCCUGGCACCCAAUAUCAAGGUUCUCAAGGAAUCCAACCAGUUGACAGGAAUGCACACCAUCCUGCAUAAUCGGGACACACCGCGCGAAGAGUUUGUCUUCUAUUUCGACCGCAUUAGUACGUUAUUGAUUGAGCGGGCCAUGGACCAUCUCGACCAUGACUGCAAGGAGGUGGAGACGCCGCAAGGGUUGAUGUACAAGGGUUUCACGUUGCGGGGAGAGGUCAAUGCUGUGGUGGUCUUACGAUCUGGCGGCACCCUCGAAGUAGGUCUCAAGAGAGUGGUGCCUGACGCAAAGAUUGGCAGGAUACUGAUCCAGUCGAACGCACGAACCGGUGAGCCAGAGCUACACUAUCUCAAAUUGCCUCCAACCCUACACCAGCACAGUGUCCUCGUGCUGGACCCACAGAUUGCCUCGGGAGCUGCUGCUCUAAUGACCAUCACCGUUCUGAAGGAUCAUGGAGUGAAGGAAGAAAACAUCGUUUUCGUGACGUACUUGGGUAGUGUUGCUGGCCUGAGAAGAAUGUCCAAGGUCUUCCCCAAGGUCCGGAUCGUUAUUGGAAGGAUCCAGGAUGCGUUUGAGCAGCGGUGGAUUGAUGAGAGAUACUUUGGAUCAUAGGUGACGAAUGCAUUGGUUCAUACGACGUUCGUUACUGUUUAUUCUAUGGCUGGAUACCAAAUCCGAAGCUCGCAUUUCGAUGCCGGCAGGAAGAGGGCAGAUACACAUGUAAAUGAGGAAAUCAAGCA